Messenger RNA from Sinocyclocheilus rhinocerous, 1693 nucleotides. RefSeq names its product transmembrane protein 151B-like. The transcript is spliced from 2 exons. The record is from RefSeq and is a predicted model, not a curated record. Bases 13 to 1503 code for a protein of 496 amino acids. Lineage: Eukaryota; Metazoa; Chordata; Actinopteri; Cypriniformes; Cyprinidae.
AUUGUUCCAGCCAUGUCCCCUCCAGCAUCCGCUGCGACAGCCAGUGAGAGCAGCACCACCACUGUGUUCGAGGACGACCCAGACGGCACUAGAGAGGAGCAGAGGCCUGUGAAACAGUCACUGAGCAAGUCCAUGUGCAGAGAGGUGUUCUGGAAAUGCCUGCUGCUGUCUAUGCUCAUGUACGGCUGCAUGGGAGCCAUGGUGUGGUGCCACGUCACCAAGGUCACCCGGUUGACCUUUGACAGUGCCUACAAAGGGAAGUCCAUGAUGUAUCAUGACAGUCCCUGCUCCGAUGGCUACAUCUACAUCCCCCUGGCCUUCCUCAUCAUGCUUUAUGUCGUUUACCUGGUGGAAUGCUGGCACUGUCAUGCCAGAAAUGAGCUUCAGUAUAAAGUCCAUGUGGAGGGGAUUUACGAAAGAGUCCAGAGGAUGCAGCAGGCCAAGUCUUGCAUCUGGUGGAAGGCUAUCAGCUACCACUACGUGCGGCGGACGCGGCAAGUCACGAGGUACCGCAACGGAGACGCGUACACCACCACGCAGGUGUAUCACGAGAGGGUGAACACGCAUGUAGCCGAGGCAGAGUUCGACUACGGCCACUGUGGAGUUAAGGAUGUCUCCAAGCAGCUCGUCGGUCUGGAAAAGUCAGUCAUCACCAAACUGAGGUUCACUAAGUGCUUUAGCUUCGCCAACGUGGAGUCCGAAAACUCUUAUUUGACCCAACGGGCAAGGUUCUUCACCGACAACGAAGGACUAGAUAACUAUAUGGAGGCUCGGGAGGGGAUGCACCUGAAAAACGUAGACUUCAAAGAGUACAUGAUUGCCUUCUCCAACCCCGACCACCAUCCUUGGUACAUCUCCAACUACGUCUUCUGGACAGCGGCCUUUCUUACCUUAUCCUGGCCAUUACGGGUGCUCACGGAGUACCGCACGGCUUAUGUCCAUUACCGUGUGGAAAAGCUCUUUGGUGCCGACUACAUACCUGUGACGCCCUGCGACGAGAGACCUUACUGUAGACGCAUCCCAAGGGUCAACACUAUUGACAGCACCGAAUUGGAGUGGCACAUUCGCUCCAACCAGCAGCUGGUGCCCAGCUACUCCGAGGCGGGUCUGAUGGACCUGGCACAACGUUCAGGAGGUGUCAGACAGAACUGCGAACGCUGCCAUCGCACCAUCAGCAGCUCCUCUGUGUUCUCCCGCAGUGCCCUCAGCAUCUGCAACGGCAGUCCACGGAUCCCCUUCAGCGGGAGUCGCUUCUCCUUGGGAAGACUGUACGGUUCCCGCCGCAGUUGCUUCUGGAGAAGUGGGAGUGGCAGUCUGGACGAACCAGAGAGCCCAAGCGAGAACACGCGAUGCCUGUCCGGACGGAUCAGUGUUGACGAGGAAGACCCACCACCCUACCAGGAUGCGCUGUAUUUCCCGGUGCUUAUCGUCCAUUGCAGUGAGAGUUGCCCCAAUCAUCGCUCCUUCCAUAGGAAUGGCUCUUGCGUGGAGACGUCUUUAUGAUGGACCUCUGUCCACCGAAAGAAGUUCAAAAGACUUGAGAGUUUUUCCGAUAAUGCAGAAAAAUCUCAAUACCAGACGCGUCCUGUUACUCAGGAAUCACUUAUCGGCCCACAACACUGUACGCUUACAACAAUGGAUGGAGCAAUUGAGAAAUAACUCCAGUAAUACAUAUUUAUAGCAAUAAUGCAAA